AUGCCUUGUGUGCCCUACGGGGCUUUCCAUCAUCAGAAUCUGCCCGUUACCUGUGCAUUUGUCUGCUCUUGUUUGCUACUCCUGGUGCAUUCUGCCUUUAGCCAAAAACCUGCCAAAUUGCCCCUGGUGGGCCGCAAGCCAUUCCUAGCAGCAUGGAAUGCUCCCCUGGACAUGUGCACUCUUAAAUACAACAUGAACAUCAGCCUUGACCUCUUCCACAUCAGUGGUAGCCCACGAGCUGUUCACAGAAGCCAGAACGUUACCAUUUUUUAUGCUAACCGCCUGGGCUACUACCCAUUCUAUACGGAGCAAGGGGUGCCCAUAAAUGGAGGUCUACCUCAGAACUGCAGUUUGGAGGCACAUCUCCACAAGGCUAGCAAAGACAUUGCACACUAUAUUCCCUCGGAGGACUUCCGUGGCCUGGCGGUCAUUGACUGGGAGUACUGGAGGCCACAGUGGAGCCGCAACUGGAAUAGGAAAGCCAUCUACCGGCAGCGCUCGCGUGAGCUAGUCUCCCAGGCCUACAUUAAUGUGACCGAGGGCCAGAUAGAGGAGCUAGCACGCCUGCGCUUCGAGAAAAGUGCCAUGGCUUUUAUGCAGGGCACACUGCAGCUGGGUACGCAGACUCGUCCCAAAGGCCUCUGGGGCUUCUACCUUUAUCCAGACUGUCAUAACUACAACGUCCAUGCACACAACUACAGCGGCUCCUGCCCCAGGACAGAGAUCCACCGCAAUGACCAGCUGCUCUGGCUGUGGAACAGCAGCACUGCCCUCUUCCCUGCGCUGGCCAUUCGUAAAGGUCACAUGGACAGCAUUCGCAACCUGCACUUCUCUCAGAACAGGGUCCUGGAGGCACUGAGGCUAGCUGCACAUACUGCACUGCCCUACGAGCUGCCCACUUAUGUGUACACAAGGCUGGGAUACCGAGAUGAAGCCAUGGCUUUCCUCUCACAGAAGGACUUAAUACACACAAUAGGGGAGAGUGCUGCGUUAGGGGCUGCUGGCUUUGUGAUCUGGGGGGACCUCAACCUCACAUCUUCCAAACACAACUGUUCCAAGGUGAAAGCAUUCCUCAGCCACAGACUGGGUCUGUAUAUCACCAAUGUGACCUGGGCAGCAGAAGUGUGCAGCAAGUACUUGUGUCAGUCUAAUGGCCGCUGCAAACGGCGAGAACCGCAGGCACCACAUUACCUGCACCUGAGCUGCAGCAGCUAUCGCAUCCUCCGCAACCGCAAUGGCACAUUCAAUGUCACUGGCUGGCACUCGCAGCAUGAACUGCAGCUCCUUGCCGAAAGGUUCCGCUGCCACUGUUAUGAGGGCUACAGUGGAGAAAACUGUGACAGCACUGAGCCAACACAGAAUGUAGAGGAUGAAGAGGAGCAGGAAGGAGAUCUUCAGGGAAGGGCAGAGAGCUCUGCAGUGUCUGUAGGAAAAACCCUCAUUUUACUUGUGCUGCUCAUCCUGUUUACCUUAAGCUGUGUUUAA
Messenger RNA from Electrophorus electricus (electric eel), 1485 nucleotides. RefSeq names its product hyaluronidase-4-like. Gene Ontology annotation, cellular component: cytoplasmic vesicle. Lineage: Eukaryota; Metazoa; Chordata; Actinopteri; Gymnotiformes; Gymnotidae. Gene Ontology annotation, molecular function: hyalurononglucosaminidase activity. Gene Ontology annotation, biological process: carbohydrate metabolic process; hyaluronan catabolic process. The record is from RefSeq and is a predicted model, not a curated record.